This is a messenger RNA of Vitis vinifera (wine grape), 1697 nucleotides long. Its product is annotated as protein PNS1. Bases 219 to 1469 code for a protein of 416 amino acids. Gene Ontology annotation, cellular component: membrane. Gene Ontology annotation, molecular function: transmembrane transporter activity. NCBI's taxonomy places the organism in Eukaryota, Viridiplantae, Streptophyta, Magnoliopsida, Vitales, Vitaceae. Gene Ontology annotation, biological process: transmembrane transport. The transcript has 3 exons. The record is from RefSeq and is a predicted model, not a curated record.
UUUGAUAGGUGAAGACUUGUGACUUUAUGUCAACCAUAUAUAUGAACAUAUGAUUUGCUUAAGAUAUCAAGUCUUUGAAAUUUUUCAUUUUUUCAUUUUUUUUGUUAUGCUUGGCUGCCAAGAAAGUGAGAGAAACUGAAGGAAAAUCACCUUCACAUGCCAAGAAUCAAGCUUGUUUUAGGUAGAAAGAAGAUGGAAACCAGCUUUGUUCCAUCACUAUGGUGACCGGAAAAUUUUUCUUCAUGAGGCUGUUUCGGGGGCUUUUCUACCUACACUUGCUCCUGAUCGCAGUCUUGGUGAUCUUUCUUACCAUCCGCGGUUUCCUUUCAGCUGGGAAAGACCGCCGUUUUCACCACCUGAAGUGGUACGCUCCACUGCUGUCUUCUAUAGCAUGCGGAGGAGCCAUUGCUCUAGCAUGGCAGUCAAUCACCCGCUGCAACCCUUCCGGCGCUGUGAGGGCGGCCUUUUGGCUUAGCCCUCUGCUAACAUGUGGGGUUGGUGUGCUAUUUGUUUCUAUUGGUUUUACGGGAAGUUUGGCAGCGGGAGUUCUUGUUCUUGUUUUUUCGGUAAUCCAGUCUCUCUACGCCUGUUGGGUGAAUCCCCGGUUUGAAUAUGCUACAAAGGUUUUAUCGAUUUCGAUGGCUCCCUCUCCCCCAAGUACUGGUUUUGUCUUUCUAUCGGUUGUUUCUGGCACGGUUUAUGCCACUUUCUUGGUGGCUGGCAUUGGAGGAGCCACCGCCAUUGGAACCAGCAUAGACACCGUGUUCAUCCUGGUAAUCCUACUGAGCUUAGCCUGGACAAUGCAUGUGAUCAGGAACAUACUGCAUGUCACCAUGGCACGCAUUGUGUUCCUGAAAUUCAUGUGUGGGAUCGAGUUUGACACCCAAGUGGCUCUCCUAGACACGAUUAGAUACCUAGUGGGAAGCAUUUGCAUUGGCUCAGUUCUCGCCCCGGUUCUUGGGGUCAUUCGAGGAUCAGCCCGAGCCAUGAAUUUGGUUGCAGGGGACACGGAUGAGUUUAUGUUCUCCUGUGCUAAUUGCUACUCAGGUGUUGCCUCAACGCUGAUAAUGUAUGGAAACCGAUGGGGUUUUGUGCAUGUGGGGGUUUGUAAUAAAGGGUUUGUGCAGGCAUCAGGCGAGACAUGGGAAAUGUUCAAGCGAGCUGAGCUGGAACCAGUGAUCAACUAUGACCUCACCGGUUCAUUCUGUUUCCUUUCUGGGGUGGCAGUGGGUGCAAUAUGCACCCUCGUGGCCGGAUCAUGGGCUCUAGUCAUUCAUAAGAGCUACGCUACAGAAGUAUCUAUAUACGCCUUCUUAAUCGGCUAUUUGAUAUGUCGAAUAGCUAUGGCAUGGCCACAAGCUUGUGUUUCAGCAUACUAUGUUGCUUACUCAGAGGACCCACAGAGUGUACGGUUCGACUCAACUACUAUCCAAGAUUGCAUUCAUAGGAUCCAAAGAUAUCGAGCUUAACAAUAUAAUUAGAAGCAGUUCUAGCUGCAUGAGGAACACCCUGGUCCACUGGCUAAAGACUCAACACUAAAACUCAACAGUAUACGAACUGCUAAAAUUUUUUGUUCUUUUGUUGUGUGAAUAGAGGAGUGUUCUCGUAGAUCAGAUGUUUUCAGCUUUCGCUAUUGAUGUAUAUUCCAUAGAAUACUUAGGUAAUGGACUAGAAUCGGAAACAUGAUUGUCAGCUAA